GGGCUACAGGCACGAGUGAACUGUAGGAUUAGCUUCUCUUGUUAGACACGAGUUAUUCGUUAUUCAGAAACGAUUGUUGCUGCUUUUGAUAGCUACAAAUGUUACGUAUACUUGUCAAAUGGCAUAAGUCAGAACUGAUAUUCUGAGCUAAAGUUGAUUGCAAAGAUAGAUUUCUACUUUUUURCGGGCAUGACAAGUAAGCAGCUAACAGCAGAAGUCGCUGUCUUUAUCGUGUAACUAGCCACUCCGCUACUUUGACAGAAGCUGUCCGUCCACCAGUUUCCACCAGAAACAUGCCUCUUCAGUUGACGAGCCAGGCUUAUUGUAAAAUGCUUUUGCAUGCUGCCAAAUAUCCUCAUUAUGCCGUGAAUGGGUUGCUAAUAGCAGAAAAGGCUAAGGAGAGAAAGAAGGACAGUCACGGCGGUSCAGUUUUGUGUGUGGACUGUGUGCCUCUUUUUCACGGUAUUCUUGCUCUGGCUCCAAUGCUGGAAGUAGCUCUGACGUUGAUCGACACUUGGUGCAAAGAAAACAACUAUGUCAUCGCUGGAUAUUAUCAAGCCAAUGAGAGAACAAAGGAUUCAAGGCCUAACCAAGUGGCAGAAAAAGUGGCUGCCAGAAUUUCAGAGAACUUCAGCGAAGCAUCACUUGUUAUGUUGGACAGCAGCAGAUUAACGAUGAGCUGUUUUGAGCCCAUUGUGAUCAUCUAUGAUCAUCAUGAAAACAAGUGGAGAAGCAGAGAAGUAGCAGCGUACGUGUCUGAAAAGGAUUCUUUUGAGGACUGGAGCGAAGCACAGAAGAUCACGUCGGCCCUGCUGGUGGGCAGGUCCUACGAGAAUUUGGUUGACUUUGACAAUCACUUGGAUGAUCUAAGAAACGACUGGACCAACCCUGUCAUUAACAAGUCUGUCCUGGAUCUUUGUUAGGACUUGAAACCUUCUGUUUCCAUUUUGAGCUUGCAUGAUGCUACUUCAAGUAGCACACAGUCUUUGAUCCUGUGCAAGCUUCACGCACUGGCAGAAUCUGUGCAGCGGUGAUCGUUCACACUGAAAUCUUCUAAAAUGCAGGAGCAUGUGUACUGUUGACCUGUGUGCACCUUUACAAGGUGAUGCUGAGAGGAUGAAGGCAAGAUUUGRUCCUCCUUUGAAAUGCUUUGAGUUUGUUCUGUUAUGUUCAAAAGGUCUCAGGGUGUUUGAUUUGUGUUUUGUCUCAAAUUUUACUCCAAGCAGCCACACAGAGAUCAAAUUCUAAAUUAUUUAGCUUCUGAUGUCUAAGACUAACUGCUGUAUGUGUUCUUUAAUAAUUUUUAGCACGUCUUGAGGUCUAAAUUAAAUUUAACAUGUUUAAAUGUAGUCUUAAGCUGCAGAAAUAUUCCCCACAUUAAUAGAAAUGUUGACAUCAGACUACAAACAGGAAGUGAAGUUCUCUUUUAAUAACUUGAACUUAUAAAAGACUGAAUGGAAACAUGGGAUAUUUAAACACAUUUGCUUGUAAAUUUCUGAUUGUUUUUUCUUCUUUCUGUCGCUGGUUUAUUUCAUACGCGUCAGCUUUUCAUUUGUAUACUGGUUGAGUUAUAAUGUCUGAACAGCCCCAGUUCACAGGAAUAUGGGAGUUUGGUCUUCCAUUGAAUAUUUGAAUAAUCAGUGUAAAUUAUUAACUCUGCUGUAAAUCAUUUUAAACAUGUUCAGGAAGUGGGGAAAGGAAUCGUUUAAAACCUAUUUGUGAAUCAGAGCUAACGUUCUUAAUCAGCUGCAUAGAGGUGACUUUUUCAUAGAUUUUUUUUUUCUGAAUUAAAGUAAAUUUAGAAUCAAUUUCAGAUAGAAUCAAGUCAUUUCCUUUUUUGAUUUGUAAAAUAACUUUGCUGUCCUGUUCAACAUGCCUGGCAUUUUUAGAAGUUUGAAAAGGACUAGUUUAUUGAUUCAGUUUUUGCUUAACAGCUUUACCCUUAGGGGUGCUAAUCCUGUGUGUCAGGAUCACGUGGUACUGCUAACAAGUAGAAAGCAUAAUAAUGACUUUAUAUGUCAAUUUGUAAGAGGAKAAUUUUAAUAAACUGUGAAAAAUGAAAUAAAAAUGCUAAUUAAAAUGCUGUCAAUGCAAAAGAAAAA
Molecule: messenger RNA, 2102 nt
Organism: Austrofundulus limnaeus
Lineage: Eukaryota; Metazoa; Chordata; Actinopteri; Cyprinodontiformes; Rivulidae
Gene: emc8
Product: ER membrane protein complex subunit 8
Exons: 5
Coding region: 294-923 (209 amino acids)
Cellular component (GO): EMC complex
Source: RefSeq, a predicted model, not a curated record